UUGAUAAAUAGUGCUCCUAAAGUAAACAAAUGAAUCGCCUCAACAAUAUAGACUUAUCCAUAAUCACAAUGUUUUGUUUCGGAGAAUAUGCUUGACAAUACAAUGGAAGUACACAACAUCUCUGUUUUUCUUUGGCAUUAGUUUUGUUUAAUUUGAAUUUAUUUAAUUUCCUUUCUUUGCUGUGUUCCUGUUCUUUCGUGAAAACAUUUAAAGUUUCAUAAAAAACCGUUUAAAGUUGCAUUAGCCGCCGCCUCCUCCUCCUUCUAUAUCCAUAUAGCAACAUGUCGUCGCCAAGGACAACGGUAAACAAUUGCCGGGAGCCGUUAGCGACAAUGUCAAAAGGGUGCGUUUGAGUGAAUUGUUGAGUGCUCCUGUAAAACCUCAAAAAAAUGGCUGAAAAUACUCACAUUGGUAACGUGGGAAGCACUAAUGAGGACUUGAGGAAGAAAAAAUUUGGCCGUCGAGGCAGAUUUUCGAGUAAGAACAACCACACUGAGCAGACCUUGCGGGAGAUGUCCCAACCUCAAACUUGUGAGGAUAAUCUACUUGAGCGCGAGCAGAGAAGGCCGUUUAAUAGGCCCUAUGGCGAGAAGUGCGAAUAUGCAAUUUCGCAAUUGUCCUUUGCGCCCACUAAUGAGCUUCCCUGUCUGGACCUGAAGGAGAAAAAGUUCUCCGGCCGAAACCGGCUUUAUAUUGGAAACAUUGGGACUGGAAUCACCAGUGAGGACCUGGAGGCUCUAUUCAAGCCCUACGGAGAGGUAUCCGAGAUUUUCGUCCACAAGGAUAAAUGCUUUGGCUUUAUCAAGUUGGACUAUUACGCUAACGCUGUGAAGGCCAGAAAGGAGCUGGAUGGGGUUCUGUUGAAGUCCAGAAACCUCAAGCUGAAACUAUCACCGAGUUGCGCUAUAGUGAAGGUGCGGAAUUUGAGCCCUUUUGUCACUAGCGAGCUCCUGCUCCAUGCGUUUUCUCCUUUCGGGGAAGUCGAACACGCGACUGUCUUGGUAGACGAAAGAGGCAAGUCGACUGGAGAGGGCUUCAUAGACUUUGUCAGGAAGAAUAGCGCCGUUCAAGCGAUCCAAAAGUGUCGAGACAAGUGCUACUUUCUGAGCUACGCCUUAAGGCCAGUGAUAGUUGAGCCGUAUGAUCUUGUCGAUCAAACUGUAGGAUUAUCGGACAAGCAUUUUAACAGAAGGAAUAAUGAUUUUUAUCAGGACCGUUCGAUUGGUCCGCGUUUGGCCGAAUUAGGAUCGUUUGAAGAUGAGUACGCCAGCCGCUGGAAGAGUCUCUUCGAUUUGUACGGACAGAAGGAGGAGGCGAUUCGUUUAGAGUUCAAAAUGGAACGCGAUAAACUGGAGGCGCAGAUGGAGUAUGCGCGUUUUGAGCAGGAAACUGAAACGCUGCGCGAACAGUUGCGUGCCCGUGAAUUGGACAAAGAGCGCCAGAAGAAGGAGUGGGAAGCUAAGGAGAGAUUUGCAGAGGAGGAAAAAGUUAGAGCUAAAGCGCAGAUCCGCCAAACUGAGGAGGGUCUUCAGGCCAAAUUGAUGCGACAGCAAAAGGACAUGGAGCUGCGCCAGGAGGAAGCCAGUCUUCUCAUGCAGGCUCAGAAUCUCAACUCAAUCUUGGACACUCAGGAGCAUUUGGAGUACGAUGCGCCCACAUCAUCAACUAGAGAGAUGCCUGUGAAGUACGGGUCGUUCAACUCCUCGCUUUCCCAUGCUGGAAGCGAUGGUUUCAACCAGGUUUGGAAAAGACCUGCCAUUGAAGGGCGCUGGAUUCGGGAGGAUCUUGAAAACAGGGGCUUUCCGUCCAAGAGAAGGCGCUUUUAAGCGGCGCGCUUAUGACUGGUUUAUUUUACUUUAAAUUUGUUCUAAAUUAGAAUUAGUAGUUUACGUGUAAUUAUUGGCCUAAAUAAAGUACAGUUUUAAUAAAAUAACUACUAAAAA
Molecule: messenger RNA, 1943 nt
Organism: Dendroctonus ponderosae (mountain pine beetle)
Lineage: Eukaryota; Metazoa; Arthropoda; Insecta; Coleoptera; Curculionidae
Product: hrp65 protein
Exons: 5
Coding region: 390-1826 (478 amino acids)
Biological process (GO): regulation of DNA-templated transcription
Cellular component (GO): nucleus
Molecular function (GO): RNA binding
Source: RefSeq, a predicted model, not a curated record